AUGUCACGAGCGACUUUGCUCUUCCUCGUUAUCGCUCUAGUAGCGUUAUCAUUCACUCCGAGAGUAGCAGCUUUUGGAGCUGGUAAUAUCCCUGGAUACUCUUAUCUCGAAGAGAAGGCAUUCCGACAUGGUGAUAUCGAAGAUAUCAUUGGUAAUUUGAUGAAAGCUGCUGGAGGUGGAUUCUUAUCUAGAGGAACGAAAUUUACUCCACUUGACGUGAAGAGAGUUUACUUUGGUAACUGGUUGAGAGACUAUUCACAAGCAGUUGAUGUUGGUGCACUGAAAAAGACCAACCUUCAAACCAUUCUCAACGUAGUUAUGGUUCUGGGAUUCCUUGGUCUCGGUUAUGCUACGGGUGAAUUCGAAGUCACCAAAGAGAGAUUAGGAUGUUAUCUCCCCACGGAGCAUAUCGACAACCCCAAAGGAUAUGCGGAUGGUGAAGAUGCUAGACAAUAUGAUGAUAGACUGAGAGGUCCGGUGGAUCCUAGAGAAUUGGAAAUUGAUCCACAAACUGGUAUGAAGAACUACAUUGCUAAUGAGUACGGUGGGUGGGCAACAUCCAAAGCCUUAGUCAGACAGAGACUCCAAGAAGUCAUUCACUAUGGUAGACUUUUCCGAUCGAAUGAUAAUAAGGCAGAUUCAUACCAAGCUUUCCAAUUACUCGGUAGAGCUCUUCAUACUCUGGAGGAUUUCACCGCUCACUCAAACUGGUGUGAACUUGCGUUGAUCUCGAUGGGUUACAACAAUGUUUUCCCUCAUGUCGGUCGAAACACCCAAAUCCAAGCUCCCAACGGCAAAAGAGUAUACCCCCUGGUCACUGGAACCUUCGGUGGUGCCGAUUUCAUCCACUCAGUCAUGGGUGAAGCCACGGAUCAUCUGAGUCAACAAUCCGUAUCCGAUCUCACCAAACAAAUGACCAAUGCCCGAUCGAUCUCAGAAGGUCAAUCUAACUCUGCUGAUACUCUUCGACAAUUAUUCUUCUCCAUUCCUGGAGGUGAAGGGAAUGACAUGACUAGAGAGAUGGACGAUAUCCAACAAAUGCGGGCUGGGCAACCAGGCGGAAUUGACCCUUCCCAAAUGUCACCUCAAGAACUCCACGAUACUCUUUGGAAGAUCUUGAGUUUCAGAGAUUCAGUCAUGAAGAGGAUUGAGAACACUAUCGAUCGAAUUCCUGGUCUCAGCGGAUUAGUCGAGAAGAUCUCCAAUUCAGUCUCAGUUUUCAUUAUCACUACCCUUGAACCUUUCGUGAAACCCCUCGUUGGUACUGCCACCGCAGCUCUCGGUCAGACUUCCCAAGCAGUCAUCGAUUCUCAUGACCAAUAUGAGGUUUGGAAUGAUCCUUACGCUUCUGACCCAACUCACUCUUUCCUGUCUAAGGAUCACUUCGGACUUAUCCUCAACCAACCCGCAGGUGAAAUCGCGCAAAUCGUUGUCGAGUAUACUGUCAAAUUAGUUGUUCAAGCUUGGGACAACAACAGUAUGCCUGUCGAGCAAGUUACAGAACCUGUCCUGCAAGCUUUGUUCCACCCUGAUUUCCAUGAUGGUCGAUCCGAGAUUCAAAAGCGAAUGCUGGACAAAAUGAGAAACUGGAUCGACACUGUUCACCAAAAACAAGAGAUCUUGAAUCGAUUGACAGCCGAUAAAGUCAAAUCUGGUGGUAACAGGCGAAUAGGAGACAACUCGCAAGCUACCGGUCAUGUGCAUAACCAAUUAUUACCUGAAGGUGGUUUACAGCAAGUGGUUGCGUCUCACAAUGUCCAUGUCCCUGGUGCUCAAUUCUUGAAUGCCGGUCAAGACUUGUUGUCUGGUAAGAAGCCAUGGGAUCAAGGGUUCGGAUCUGGUGGACCUAACGCUUGGAGAGGUAUCGACCCCAACAACCCUGAUAACGGUAACAAUGGAGGUGGACAAGCGUCAAGCUUCUACAACGACAACAACCAAAAUCAAUAUGGCUCGGGCCAGGAUCAAUAUGGUUCAAACCAAUCAUACCAACCUCCACCACAACAAUCUUAUCAACCUCAAGGUGGACAUGCCGAUAAUUUCUUUGGUGGUGGCGGUGGCGGUGGUGGUGGUGGAUAUGGCAAUCCUUCACCACCACCUCACCAUCAAGGUGGAUUUAACCCUCCUUCGUACCAUCAUUCUGAGCCUCAACAUCCCUAUGGUGGACCUCCCCGUGACCAUUAUGGUGGUCCUCCAGGAGGAUUUGGAGGACCUCCACCCCCUCAAGAUCAAUAUGGUGGACCUCCUGGGGGAUAUGGGGGAGGACAACCUACCUACGGUGAGCGGAUGGCUCAACAACAGGGUUAUCCAGGUGCCGGACACCACGGACAUGGUGGACAUCAUCAAGGGGGUAAUCAAUGGGGUGGUCAAGGUGGGUAUGGUGGGGGUGGAGGUAAUUGGUAG
Messenger RNA from Kwoniella botswanensis, 2400 nucleotides. RefSeq lists its product as uncharacterized. Lineage: Eukaryota; Fungi; Basidiomycota; Tremellomycetes; Tremellales; Cryptococcaceae. The transcript has 13 exons. Bases 1 to 2400 code for a protein of 799 amino acids. The record is from RefSeq and is a predicted model, not a curated record.